Molecule: messenger RNA, 555 nt
Organism: Phytophthora infestans T30-4
Lineage: Eukaryota; Oomycota; Peronosporomycetes; Peronosporales; Peronosporaceae
Exons: 1
Coding region: 20-553 (177 amino acids)
Source: RefSeq, a predicted model, not a curated record
GAAAAACCAAGAUCGAUUCAUGCCGGUUCGCUUUCUCUUGCUUAUCCUGGCCUCGCUUGUCCCCACCUGUAGCGCAACCGAUUCGCGUCGCUCGACACCUGAGUCGUCAUUCGAGUGGGUUCUUGAUCCACUUGCCGCUGAGCGCUGCGCCAACGGAUCUGUGGGCUGCGUGAGCCACGUGAAAUAUGGCUACAAUGUGGUGCCUGUAAACGUGUCGACAGACGCUAAGCUGGUGAUGCAGUCGGCUGAGCGUCCAGCCAAAUUGUCAGCGGUCGUUAAUUUGGAGACGUUCACUCAGCCUGGGUGUGUCAUCAGUGGCUGCCACACCGUCAAGUUGCUGGGCGUAUUGCCUCGGGAAGACUGUUUUAACAGCCAGGUAAAGAAGGUGGCUGAUCAACCGGACGAAAAAAGUGUCAAAAUCGACUUUGGCGGGAUCUAUUACGAGCACUUGCCAUCGGGCGAGCUCUACGUCAAAUACGAGCGCAGAAACUACCUGACAAGUGAAGAUACGUGCACAUACGAGAUCAAAAGUGGCUACAAAAGAUGGUUCUGAAU